This is a messenger RNA of Rubroshorea leprosula, 2966 nucleotides long. Lineage: Eukaryota; Viridiplantae; Streptophyta; Magnoliopsida; Malvales; Dipterocarpaceae. The record is from the annotation of a GenBank genome assembly.
UAAUUGAAACCAAUCUAAAGUUCCUUUUUUGUUAGUCCAGAAAUAGACCCGAUUAUUGCUGAUUUAAGUAUCGGAGUGUCUACCCCAAGAACCCACCUCGAGGCUUUGCAGGUUCAUCCGAAAUAAAGACGCAGACCGAAUAAAGAUCUCUGGUUUGGUGCAAUUACAGACCAGUUAGAACUUUACUGUGUAUCAUGUUGGAAAAUUUGGAGUUGGAGGGAUGACAUGGUAUGGCAAGGAAAGCACAUGGAUCCGCAGCGGAUUAUUGAGCAGAGCAUGCAAUUUUUAAGUGAGUAUAGACGGGUGAUGUUGUCCAAAGUUCAUGGAGUUAAUGUUGCACAGAGACAGAGUGCACGAUGGAAACCUCUGGAUGUUGGCUUUGUGAAAAUUAAUACAGAUGGGGCUAUCUCAGUAAAGCAACGCAAUUUUGGGAUGGGAGCCAUACUAAGGGAUUGCUCGGGUGAGGUUAUGGCAGCCAUGGCAUGUAAGGAUCAAGGGGCGGUGGAAGCUACAGUGGCUGAAGCUUGCAGUUUGCGUAGAGCUUUACAGUGGGCUCACGAUCUAUCUCUUACAAGAAUUAUUAUGGAAUCUGACUAUGCUUGUAUUGUGACAGCUCUGAACAUUGAUUCUUUUACUGCAAAUUCCAACUGGGGCUCUGUUUUGCUGGAUUGCAAAAUGCUCAUGAAAUCCUUUCUUGCCUGUCGGGUCCGACUUGUGCGCCGAACUGGCAAUUCGGUUGCCCAUGAGUUAGCGAAAAGAGCUCUCCAAGCCGAGGCUGACGAGUACUGGGUGGGUGCAAUACCAGCUGAUAUGGCGCAUGCUAUAUUUCAGAAGCCCUCGGGGGAUUCCAUUUGGCAGCGAUCAGAAGCUUCAUUAACGAUUGCCGGAAACCCCCAUACCCAUUCUGCUACUCUCCAACAACCGGGAGGGGACUGGGCAGCCGCAGACUCUUCCCUUCCUCUGGAUUCUACGCGAUCGGACCCUUUCUUCUCUCAGCUUUCCAUAUUCGUCUACAGAACUCCAAACAGCCGGACUCCCUUGCCGCCGCACAAUCCAUCCUCAUCCAUUCUCCGCCUCUUCUGCAGCUGUACACACCUCUGCCAAUCAGCGACCCCUGCUCCGUUGGGACUCUCCUUUGCAAUCCUAGCCGCUCGUCAAAGGGGUUCGCGAACCUCCUGCCACAGGAGAAAGGAGGAGGAAUGUAGGCGGCUACGGAGGAAAAAUCGAGAGGAAAAGAGAGGGAAUUUCAAGCCACAUCAACUGCCAGCUCGUGAGAUCUGAUUCUGGCAAUUCCGGACAUCAAACCAUAACCCGUGGCCUCGGUAGCGCUACCGUUUUAUAUGGAAAAACAACAGCCUCACGGCCCUUGAAUUCUUCCUUACUUCUCUCUUUCUUCUAACUGUUCCGACCACGAAACAGAACAACUCAAAGUCUCAAAGUCUAGUCCUCUGUCUUCAGAGACCGAAAGGCUGUUGCUUUGAAUCAAGGUCGACCCUAUUCACAGAACCCAAAUCAUAUAUAUGCGUAAUCACUGAAAGUUAUUAAUUAUCAUAGCAAUAAUCGACCAUGAAACGAGGAUACCCAGAUUCUCCAUCGAGCUCUGCAGGGCAACCUCAAUGCAGAUUUAAGCAUAACCCAGAAGGUGAUUCACGCUUUUUGGAGGAUGAGAGCACAAAAAUUUUUGCCCGGAAUGUGGCUGACCAUUAUAGUGCCAGAACAAAUCAAACUUUGGAAGAACGGGAAGCUAGUCCUAUAAUUCACUUAAAGAGACUUAACAACUGGAUCAAAAGUGUCCUAAUACAACUUUAUGCUAGGCGAGGUGAUGCUGUUCUUGAUCUUGCCUGUGGCAAGGGAGGUGACCUCAUCAAAUGGGAUAAGGCAAAAAUUGGAUAUUAUGUUGGCAUUGAUAUAGCUGAAGGCUCAAUAGAAGACUGCCGAACACGUUAUAAUGGUGACGCAGACCAUCAUCAACGUCGCAAGAAGUUCACUUUUCCUGCCCGUCUUAUGUGUGGUGAUUGUUUUGAGGUGUGCCUAGACCAAGUUCUAGCUGAUGAUGCACCUUUUGAUAUCUGCAGUUGUCAGUUUGCCAUGCAUUAUUCUUGGUCUACCGAGGCACAUGCACGACGGGCCUUGGCCAAUAUAUCAGCUUUACUUCGUCCUGGAGGGACCUUCAUUGGGACAAUGCCAGAUGCCAAUGUGAUAAUAAAAAAACUUCGACAAGCUGACAGAUUGGCCUUUGGGAACAGUGUGUACUGGAUACAUUUUGAUGAAGAGUUUUCUGACAAGAAAUUUAAGUCUUCCAGCCCAUUUGGAAUCAAGUACAAGUUUCACUUGGAGGAUGCUGUUGAUUGCCCUGAAUGGAUUGUCCCCUUCCACAUAUUUAAGUCUCUAGCAGAAGAGUAUGAUCUUGAGUUAGUUUUUGUGAAGAACUCUCAUGAAUUUGUUCACGAGUUCUUAAGAAGGCCAGAAUACAUAGAACUCAUGAGGAGGCUUGGUGCAUUGGGUGAUGGUAACCAAGAUCAGAGCACACUAUCACCGGAUGAAUGGGAAGCAGCUUAUUUGUACCUAGCAUUGGUCCUAAAAAAGCGUGGCCAACCUGAACAGGCACAAACCAAUAAUAAGAGAGACAAAGGACAGAUGCACAUAUCAAAGCAGGAUAUCAUGUACAUCAGCACAGGAACGUAACAGGACAGCCUAAUAUAUUCAUUUAUUUAUAUUUUUAGUUCAAACAGGACAAUAAGAGAUGUUACUACAUCGAAUAAUACCUAUACAUGGGUGAAGGUGGGCAUGCCCUUUCACAAGCUUUAUAAGAUUGUUAUUGCGAUUACAAUUCAGUCUUUUAGAUUUAUGAUACAUUAUUUUGGAGAAAGGGAAGCAAUGUGAUACUCAUUCGAGUUUUUGUGGACUAGAACACUAGUUGCAGAGGGAAGGGAUGACUAUUUGCAGAUUAAAUUAAUUAUGUUGAU